This is a messenger RNA of Leptidea sinapis, 1599 nucleotides long. RefSeq lists its product as uncharacterized. NCBI's taxonomy places the organism in Eukaryota, Metazoa, Arthropoda, Insecta, Lepidoptera, Pieridae. Bases 16 to 726 code for a protein of 236 amino acids. Gene Ontology annotation, cellular component: nucleus; transcription regulator complex. The transcript has 4 exons. The record is from RefSeq and is a predicted model, not a curated record. Gene Ontology annotation, biological process: regulation of transcription by RNA polymerase II.
UACUGAUACGCGGCGAUGUCACACGCGGCCUGCGGGCAGGCGGACGACCGGCGACUCAUCGCGCUGGUGCGCGCGCGCCCUCUUCUCUUCGGACGCAGCAAGAUGCCUGUUGCCAGCUACUACGAGCAGGUCCGCCGCCUGUGGGUCGAAGUGGCAGCUGAAAUGGGCUGGACCGUGGCGGACGCGCGUCGCAAAUGGUCGCACCUGCGGAACUCGUAUUCGCGCCACCUUCGCAACGAGCUGCAGGGUGCGUGCACCAGCAAGGGUCGCAUGGUCUCCAAGUGGUACCUGGCCGACGAGCUGGACUUCUUGCGGGAGCACAUGGCGACCGACACCGGUUCCGCGUCGCACCCUACGUUUGCGACGUCUCUACUAGACCUGGAUAUGAGCGACAGCGUCAGCUCCGAGCACCUGGAUGUGAAGCCUUUCAUGUCUGCCUCAGCGCCCAGGCAGGACUGUUCAACCUCGCUCACAUUUGCACCAGACGAAAACUCCUCCUUUUUCCAAUACUUCCGCGGUCUCUACACCGAGUACGAGGGGCUUACUCCGAGAAACCAGAGGAAGUUCAAGAGACAGUGUCUGACGUUUCUUCACCAGCUCCACGAUCAGCAGGAAGAAGAGGGGACAGCGCCCGGCGGCCGGGGGCAGGUGUGUGACCCCAGUGGCAGCGACGACGAAAGAGAUCUGAAGCCAAUUAUAGAAAUAGGGCCGGUACAAAUUAGGUGACAGUAAGAACAUGAAGACUGUUGUAUCCAUGUAGAUUGUACAUAUACAUAGUUAUAUUAUUUUAAUAUUAUAUAAUACUAGCUGACCCGGUGACCUUCGUAUCACCUAUAUUGUUGUUUACAACUUUUGAUUUGUGAUGACUGGUUGUACUAUGUAUGUUUAAAAUGUUCAGUUAUUAAAAAAUCGAAAAGUUCGAGUGUUAUGAAUAGAAAUGAUACAUUCAUUGAAAAUGUUUAAUGUGUUUUAGUUAUAGAAAUAUAUAUCUAUUUCAUUUAAACUUGAUUGUAAACUAUAUUUUUGGUUUCGGUGUUUGGAGCAUAAUUAUUAAUCCGGAUGACCGAGACUUGCUCGGAUUUUUAAGAAUGUACAAAACUUGAACAAAAAAAAAACUAAUAGGACAUCUGGAUUCAACCGGGGCCUUCUUCUUCUCUGCUUUCCGGAUCACCCAAUGUCCCAUCUGAGCUAUUAUAGUCUUGUAAAUAUUGGCGAAAUUUACCUUUGUAUUCUAAUGUUAUUGUAGAUUUUUCUACUACAUUUUUUAAAAUUGAAACUUAACUAGAUCGAUUUCUCGCCCACGAUAUCCCCUGUAUACUAAAUUUUUUGAAAAUCGUUGGAGCCGUUUUCGAGAUUCAGAUUAUAUGUAUGUAUAUACAAGAAUUGCUCGUUUAAAGAUAUAAGAUAAAUAGAGAAGAUGGUUCCCUACACGCGAACAUGCCACAUACAGCUGACCAUGUGAAAAACCCUGAAAGUCUAAAUUAAUUCCCCAAACCUCCAAUGAUUGGUCUAGCUAUUUGUUUAUGGUCAUUGCAAAAGCCGGUUGCACAGGGAACUGUAGUCGCUUGAACUCGAACGGCGAGUCUGUUAGAAUCAUCG